AGCUUCACAAUGUUUCCACUGGCCAAUAAUCUGCUAAGUCAUCUCCCAGUUCAAAGCAUUCAGCAAAUAACGGCAAGGCAGAUCCACCAGAAACAGACACCUGACUUCCAUGACAAAUAUGGUAAUGCUGUCUUAGCUGGUAGAGCCACUUUCUGUGUUGCACAUACAGCAACACAGAUUGGAAUAGAAUGGAACCUGUCCCCCGUUGGCAGAGUCACCCCAAAGGAAUGGAAAGAUGAGAAAUCAUCCCAGCUGGUAUAA
This is a messenger RNA of Phyllostomus hastatus (greater spear-nosed bat), 261 nucleotides long. RefSeq names its product cytochrome c oxidase subunit 7B, mitochondrial-like. NCBI's taxonomy places the organism in Eukaryota, Metazoa, Chordata, Mammalia, Chiroptera, Phyllostomidae. Gene Ontology annotation, biological process: mitochondrial electron transport, cytochrome c to oxygen. The record is from RefSeq and is a predicted model, not a curated record. The transcript has a single exon. Bases 10 to 261 code for a protein of 83 amino acids.